This is a messenger RNA of Lolium perenne, 2885 nucleotides long. RefSeq lists its product as uncharacterized. NCBI's taxonomy places the organism in Eukaryota, Viridiplantae, Streptophyta, Magnoliopsida, Poales, Poaceae. The record is from RefSeq and is a predicted model, not a curated record.
UCGUACAGUCAUCCACGUCCUUUACAUGAUUAAACCUCGUGCUUGCAUAUGGUGUGUUAAAAUAAAGGAAAUAAAUUAAAUUUGAUAUGGACUAUUAACUCACGGAGUGACAUCUUUAUUUGUUGUUGGUAAGAUUUAGUAACAUUCGCGCCAAAUCAUCGUGAGCUACUUGAAUGGGACCGACGCAAUCACGAUCUCUUUAAAUGAAGUAGCGGCCGUCUUUGGUUGAUUGAAAAUGUCCGCCAAACCAAGUAAUGGUUUCAUGAAUCGAAAAUCGCAUCUUUGGCGCCGCUAUCGCUCUUUGUCGAGUGUCAAAAAUCCAAGCACUCGCCACAUGGAUCCCCGCUGGAAUCUCGACAACGUCACAACUUGGGACACCUCCUUCGCCAAUCGCUAGGAUAUGGAGCUCGCCAGGUACGAGGGGGACGGGUCGCCUCCCGUGGAUAACAACGAGACCGGACGGCGGCUAUGAUUGGGCAGCCGGACCCUCGAGUGAGUGAUGAACCACAUUUUGACGAGCGACUACCCUCGUCUACGAUACCCUCACUUCCAUCCACCGAAGAACGGUGGCAGUGACGGUGGCGGCUUCAUUACCCGUAUGCCAUAUUCCCUCCCCCCCUCCCCCCUCCCCGAGGCUGCAGGAGCCGAAGGAGGGACCAGAGUGGAAGGCGCCGUCGGAGUACGCCAUGGUCGCCAACGACUUUAGGUGCCCCGGUGACCCGAAGGAUUUCCCGGGCCAACACGUGAACAUCUGCGCCUCUCUCAAACCGCCACUGUCUUAGCUGGUGGAGGCUGGCCGGUCAUGGUGGGUGAAGGAGGAAUAGGCAUGUCGUGCACACCGUGGUGGCAACGGGGCCUACGAUGUAGUGGAUGCGGCCAUCUAUCCCCGGCGCGUGCGACAUCACAGCCUCUACGGGAUGCAACCACCACCGCCGCCUCGUAGGUUCGAGCCGCGCUCGGCGAGCGGCGACGACGGCUCCUCCGACGAGGGCAACUACGAGUACAUGUACUAUAGGCCUAGAUAUGAGUAUGUCUAGUCUUUUAUUUGUGUAAGAGAAUAAAAAUAAUUUAAGGAGCCAAGUUAGGGAAGCUACAUUCCUCUGACUUUCCUUCUUCAUAUUCAUAUUAUUCAUAUUCAUAUUAUGAAGUCUAUUUUGAUCUAAAUUAACUUGCAUAAUAAAUAUGUGUGCUAUCCAAGUUAGGGCGGCAGCACUCAGUACACUAGAGGUGCCUUCAGCUCCUGCAACGUCUCCGCCAUGCUCGCACUCGCGCUAAAUUACCUCCCCGUGCGCUGACAAGAGAAACUACACCGUGAGGAGCGAUUACGACCUCCUCAUCUAGGCCAAGCACUGCCCUAAACUCCCUCCAUACUGGUUUACAGGGCAAUUACGUUUUUCGAGAAAAACUUUAACUAACAAUUUGGUCAAUAAAAUAUAGAAUAUAUAUUACAAAAAAUGUGUCAUUGAAAACUUCUUUUGAAUAUAAAUUAAAUGGUAUAACUUUUGUGGUAUAUAUUUUAUUUUUGCUGACUAAAUUUGUAGUCAAACUUUUAUCUCGAAAUACGUAAUUGCCCGGUAUGGAGGUAAUAUUCAGCUACGGUGAUUGUUGUCUUGCAGUGGUAGAGGAAGGAGCACAACAUGGAAGCCGGUUCUGAUGGGCCCAGCCUGCAGACCCAUCGCCAAAAAGGAGGCACGAUUCGGCGCGCUCGCCCCUCACCUUCUCUUCCUUCGCCCGCGGCGGCGGCGCAUCCCAAGACUCGAGUUUUUUCUCCUCACAGAGAGAUCACGCGGCGGCCAUGGCCAUGGAAGGAGAGGUGCCCCAUGUUCUCAGGGAGAACCUAGCGUGUAUCCUCGUGCGUGCCAUGUCCGCUACGAAGAACGUCGGGGCCUAGCGCGACCGCCUCCUGCAGCUCCGCCGCCGGCUGCAGCAGCCAAGCCCCGAAGACGAGGUCCAGGAGGAGGUCGCCGCCGGCCUCCGCAAGGUCUACUCCAAGGGCCUCGACUACGGCGCCCGCUACCUCGCGGACUGCCUCGAGACCGCGGCCGAGAACCGCGACAGCCUCUCCUUCAGCAUCCCCGCCUUCGCCGUCAUCCCCAGCGAGCAGCUCUACGGCCUGCUGCGCGGGCAGUGGCACUCCCCGCGACCGACCACCCUGGUCCAGGCCUUCGCCCGCGUCGAGUCCGCCUACUACGCCGUCAUGCUCUCCUUGGAACACCACCUCCCCCGCUGCAUCGAGCUCCUCGUCGGCGUCCGGCCACCCUCCGGCCACCGCCAGCUGGUCGGAGUCAUGAUCGGCUACGCGGAUGACCUCAUCGCCGCCGCCAAGGAGCACCUCCGCCACCUCGCCAAUAGAUUCGAGGGCCGCCUCCCCAACCCCGACACCGACCCAGCCGCCACUGGCAAGCCCCCUCAGGCGGAAAGCACCGUGGACGUGGACCUGGCGCUCACCUACCUCCACCGCUCGUGCUCCCUCACGAGCCUCGCCGUCAAGCACCUGGACGUCGCCAUCUCCUUCAUCUCCAGCUUCCUCGACCCGGACGAGGUCGCCAAAAUCUCCGAAUGGACCGACCAACGUACAUACUACAUCUCAGAGGACGGGCCUUAUCCACCAGGUGAAACAGCUUGAACCGUUGAUCGAAGUCGAGGAUCGCGUCAGCCGUUUAACUGGCCUAUUAUUCUCUCCACUUCGUCCAAGCUCCAACCUUUUACACUUCCAGUUCAGUUUCGUCACACAAUCUGCCGCUGCUAUAGUGCUAUCUAUGUUGCAUCUCGGGACGGCCGUGGUUAUCCAUGUUUAAUCUCAUCAGGCCUAGAAGGUACUACUGGUGCAAUGCUGUAAUGUCAUAAUAUCUGAACCUUGUCUGUGGACGAUCGCACGAACUGAA